AAAACGCACCUGGAAAUACAAAGUUAUGUCAACUGUCAAAGUGCGUUUGCCGAUUCCUUUUCUUUUGUCAAAAUAGGCGGAAGGUAGUGCCUCAAGAUGUUGAUGCCAAAACAGAACCGUGUUUCUAUCUAUGAAUACCUCUUCAAAGAGGGAGUCAUGGUAGCCAAGAAAGACUACCAUGCCCCUAAACACCCCGAUCUUGAGAAGAUUCCUAACCUCCAAGUUAUUAAGGCUAUGCAGUCCCUCAAAUCGAGAGGAUACGUCAAGGAACAAUUCGCCUGGAGGCAUUUCUACUGGUACCUUACCAACGAGGGUAUCGAGUACCUGAGAAUCUUCUUGCACCUGCCCCCUGAAAUCGUGCCCGCGACCCUGAAGCGUUCCGUCCGCGCUGAGACAGUCCGCCGCGGCGCUGUCGGCCGCCCUGACGCGCCCGCUCGCUCCGCCGAGGACCGCUCUGCGUACCGUCGCGCACCCACCACACCAGCAGCCCACGACAAGAAGGCUGAUGUUGGUCCUGGUUCAGCUGAUGUUGAAUUUAGAGGAGGUUUCGGACGAGGCAGGCCUGCACCCUAAUAAUUAAGAAUAAAAAAAUUAUGUAAA
Trichoplusia ni (cabbage looper) is the source of this 600-nucleotide messenger RNA. RefSeq names its product 40S ribosomal protein S10 (gene RpS10b). The transcript has 4 exons. Gene Ontology annotation, cellular component: cytosolic small ribosomal subunit. The record is from RefSeq and is a predicted model, not a curated record. Gene Ontology annotation, molecular function: RNA binding; structural constituent of ribosome. Lineage: Eukaryota; Metazoa; Arthropoda; Insecta; Lepidoptera; Noctuidae. Bases 97 to 573 code for a protein of 158 amino acids.